Amyelois transitella is the source of this 6290-nucleotide messenger RNA. It is a transcript of the gene Rbcn-3B, whose product is annotated as WD repeat-containing protein 7. Gene Ontology annotation, cellular component: cytoplasm. The transcript has 34 exons. Gene Ontology annotation, molecular function: protein binding. The record is from RefSeq and is a predicted model, not a curated record. The coding region runs from base 177 to 4601 and encodes 1474 amino acids. Lineage: Eukaryota; Metazoa; Arthropoda; Insecta; Lepidoptera; Pyralidae.
ACAGCUUGGUAUUGGUAAUCGUAAAUCGAAGAUCGUAAAUAAUUGGUUUCACGAGAAUUAAUGAUUUAAAUAAUAAAGUCUUCGUAUAUCUUGAUAAAUGAUUUACCCAUAUGAACUAAAAUUUGUGUGUGUGUUAUAAGUCAGCAGAUUUGUCGGCCUUGUGAGCUCUAGCCACAAUGCCCGGCACAAACUUAAUCGUUCCCGUGGUCCUUUGGGGCAAACACGCACCCACCCACUGCAUAUCAUCGGUGUACCUCUCCCGUGACCAGAAGACCCUGGUGACCGGCUGCUAUGACGGUCAGAUCUGCAUCUGGCAAGUGGAUCCGGUGUCUCUGAAGAUGAUCCCGAGGUGUCUGCUCGUCGGUCACACGGCGCCUGUCACUUGCUUGUCCAGGGCCUCUAUUAUACAGGAUAACAACUUCAUCGUCAGCUCGACGGUAGCUGGCGAGAUGUGUACCUGGGACCUCGUGGACGGGAAGUGCAGGGAGAGUGUUAAACUGACGCAGAUACAUACGAACAUACAGGCGUACCAUAUGUGCAACAGUGAAGACCUACGUCUCUUCUGCAACGGUUACUACGCUGAGAUCCUGAUCAUGGAUCCGUUCUCUUUGGAGAUACUCUUCUCACUAAGCUCCAAGAUGAAUCCGGACUGGAUAUCUGCUUUGCAUGUCCUCCGUCCGUCGUCGCGGAAAGAUGAUGUCGUUCUUGCCAUCUCUAUUACUGGAACGGUCAAAGUAUGGUCCCUCCUCGGCCACGAGAACAAACAAUCCGAGCCGAUUUACGAGAAUGAAUCAAAACAAAUACGAUGUUUGAACGCGUUGUCGCUCAACUGCUGCGCCUACAAUCAGCGCACCGUGUUGAUCGUGUGCGCUAAAUACUGUCAGAUAUAUGACGCAGGUGAUUUCUCCGUGCUAUGCUCUAUACAAGCGCCAUCUGGCGAACGCUGGAUGUCUGGUGAUUUUUUGGCCCCAGACCGCGUUCUGGUCUGGUCUACUGAAGGGAAAGGCUACAUGUACAAGUUACCCGCUAACUCUUGUGUUCCGCAACAAAUUGACAAACAAGAGUGGGGAAUUGAGAAAUCGCUGACUGAAAACGUCACAGCUAUAUACUCGGUACCUGAUCACAAAGGGUUCCACGGACCCACCGUGGACCACGAUAGUCCAGUGCUGUUCAGUAUACUGGCACACCCUGAUAAUAAGCUCCUCUCAUGCCCUCCCGCCAUGAGAUUCGUCAUCACAUCAGUUGGCGGGAAACAACGUCGACUGUUACUCCGUGGGGAUUCCCACGGUGUGGUAUCUUUGUGGAAUGUGGACGAUGCCGCUACGCCUGUUCCCAAUCAGUUGCCAUGGCAUGCUCCUAUAAAGAACACAAGUCUGGACAUGGCCUGGGCUGAGAUGAAUCCCAGCCCGGUCGGGAUUCUGGACCAAUUGCAUCAUCCAGAUGAACCAGAAAUCAAACUCACUGCUUCCAUAUAUCUGCUCGCGGCUAACCGCCUGGUGGUAGGCAGAGAGGACGGCUCCAUAGUGAUAGUGAACGCCACUCACACGGUGCAGCUGCAGCUGCUGCACGGCCCUCAUCAGCAGCUUGACGACUGGCCUCCUCAUCAGCUCCUACUUGGCCACAAUGGAAGGGUGAACUGCCUCCUGUACCCUCACCACGUUCAUCAGAGAUACGACAAAGCCCACCUUGUGUCCGGCGGUAUAGAUUUCGCCGUGUGCGUUUGGGACCUGUUCAGCGGCGCGCUACUGCACAGAUUCUGCGUUCAUGCCGGGGAGAUCACCCAGCUGAUAGUGCCGCCCAGCAAUUGUAGCCCAAGAAUACAGAAGUGCAUAUGCUCGGUGGCUUCAGACCACAGCGUCACACUGCUCAGUCUAACCGAACGCAAAUGCGUCACUCUCGCGUCCCGCCACCUGUUCCCCGUGGUGAGCAUCAAAUGGCGGGUCGCGGACGACUUCAUGGUGGUGGCCUGCAGCGACGGCACCGUCCACGUGUGGCAGAUGGAGACUGGACACUUGGACAGGGUAUUACAUGGUAUGAUAGCUGAGGAAGUGCUGGCCGCGUGCGACGAAGCCCUGGCCGAUGACCUGGGCGGGUCGCUGUCACACGGCUCCGGCGACAUGCAGGGGCUGGCCAAUCCAGCUGUGCACUUCUUCAGGGGUCUUCGCCACCGCAAUCUGACAGCCAUGCGAGCGGCCACCCAGCGUGGGUUGGCGGCGCUGCAAUCCACGGGUGGGGCCGGCGGUGGGGGACCUUUAGCUGAACCGGCGAGGCCCAGGCGGGCAAUGCUCACUGUGCAAGGGUUCCGGUCCAAUCCUGCAGAUCCUGAAAGCCACAUCCUGUUCUUCGACAUCGAAGGUCUGAUCGUGGAACUGCUCAGUGAGGAGUACUCCGCCAUGAGUCCGGCUAGCUUGGAGGAGGCUGGAUUGGUGACCAGUGAAUACAUGAAUCUGGCUGCCCUUACGCAGUCUGCGAGUCCCGAUGCCACUAAACGGAUAUCCGGUAUUCUGGCGAAGAUGAAGGAAGGCGCUGAGACUAUGCAGACGAAACUGCAGGCCAAAGCCGAGCAGCUGAAGGGGCAUUUGGAGCAUAAAGAAGACACCACGCACGCCAAACGGCAAAGACCAAAGGACAUGUCGUUGGCAGAGCCACCUCACACCAUGGAGAUAGCGCAGAUCCUGAUGUCGCUGCUGCAUGCCUGGGGUCUCAACCCGGACCUGGACAGGGUCUGCGAGUCCAAACUCGGCCUGCUCCGGCCUAUGGUACCCGUGUGCUUCGGCGUGGUCUCCCGCCACGGUCACAUGGCGGUUCAGCUGCCGACGAGGCUGUCGGAGUGGGAGGUGGCCUGCUCCGCCGCCCCCGAUGACCCGGCGUUACUCAGCUCCAAUCUACCACCGGAGCUGUUGAAGCAGGAGAAAUUGACCAGGCUGUUCACCUCCAAACUCCAUUGGGAGCUGAGCACCACAUUGACCACGAACCACUUGCUGUCCAUCGUGGCUCUCGCCAACACCCUCAUGUCCAUGAGGAACGCCAGCUUCGUACCCGAACAGGAGAUCGCCAGGAGGCGCCACAGACCGUCGACCCGAAGUUCUGCGUCCUGGGCUGGUGAUGAAGAGAGGGAGGAACAAUUGGCAGCCCAGCAAAGCCACAUCAAACAGGGAUGGUCUCUACUGGUCACCCUGCAUAGUGUGUUACUGCCCGAGACUGUGGUGGCCGCAGGCUCCAAGAACUUCAAACGCCCUCAGGUCGAAAUGCUCGCGCGCAGAUGGCAGCACCACUGCAUCGAAGUACGGGACGCGUCGCAAGCGCUGCUUUUGGCCGAGUUGGGCCGACUCGGGCCGAAGGGCAGGAAGGCGUUGGUCGACAACUGGGCCCAGUACCUGCCUUUGUAUACUCACACGGAGAGUAUCAAUCCGCAGGCGGUGCCUAAAGAGCAUGCUGAGAAGCAAGAAGACGAAUUCGAAGAAGAAGAGGAGGAGAUAGUCCGCAAGCCAUCGUCACUGGCGGAACUGAAGCGGAAGCAGACCACGGCAGUCGUGCUGUUGGGCGUCAUCGGCUCCGAGUUCGGGCAGGACAUCACUAGCGAGGGUCCCGCCGGCAAAGGUCGUCACAAGAGCGAUCGUAAGAGCUCCGUGGUUGAAGGAUUCACCCUGAGCGCGUCCAACAACCUGGCGCGGCUGACUGCGCUGGCGCUGACGCACCUGCUGCUGUCGCCGGCCAGCGCGCGCCUGCCCGCGCACACGCCGCUGCGGCGCGCCGCCGUCGACCUGCUGGGCCGCGGGUUCACCGUCUGGGAGCCCUAUCUGGACGUCAGCCAGGUGCUGCUGGGGCUCCUAGAACUGUGCUCGGACGCCGACAAGCUAGUGCCGUCGAUGACAUACGGGCUGCCGCUCACGCCGCAAGCGGACUCGUGCCGCACCGCUCGGCAAGCGCUCACGCUCAUCGCCACCGCCCGUCCCGCCGCCUUCAUCACUACGAUGGCCCGGGAGGUAGCCCGCUGCGCCGCCGCCCAGCAGAGUGGCCAACCGUCUCCAGCUUACCACGCCUUGCAGAAAGGCAGGGCCGAAGUCCUCAGAGGCAUAGAGCUGCUCAUAGAUAGGAUGCACAAUGAAGUGGCCGAGUUGUUGGUCGAGGUUAUGGACAUAAUCCUGCACUGCGUCGACCAGUCUCAUCUGAAGAGUAAAGGUCUCAACGAAGUGUUCCCGGCCAUCUGCCGCUACAACCAGGUCUCCCACUGUCCCGCCACCAGGAGGAUAGCCGUGGGCAGCCACACGGGCCAGCUGGCGAUGUACGAGCUGCGCGCGGGCCGCUGCCAGUCGCUGGCGGCGCACGGCGGGCCGGUCACCGCGUGCGCGUUCAGCCCGGACGGCCGCUAUCUAGUCUCGUACGCGACGCACGACAACAGGCUGUCGUUCUGGCAGAGCACGGCUGGCAUGUUCGGCCUCGGCGCCGCCCAGACUCGCUGCGUCAAAUGCUACAGCACGGCGCCAAUGGCGGACGUGGCGAGACUGAACCCGGCCAGGCUCGCUCGCCUGGUGUGGACCAACUCCAGGACUGUCACGCUGAUGCUGGCCGACGGCUCUGAGACCAGGUUCAACGUGUAGGUCGGCCGGAUUCAGAAACAGUAGGACUGUUCGAUAUUUAAAAAAUAAUUUAAAAAAAAAAAACAACUUUGUAUCCAUGAUUGUCGUUGAAAAAAAAAACGUAGUCAUAUUACUAACGAAUGAAUGAUUUUAAAAAAUUUACCACUAUGUAUCCAUUAUUGUCGUUGAAAAAAAAAACUUGUAGUCAUAUUACUUUUAUGGUCAUGUACCUACAAAUACUGUUUUGGUUUGGAAGAAAAUUGCAAAAAAAAACGUAGGUUAGGACAACUAAGCCGAGCUACUUUCUCAGCAUCCGUAGCAUGGCACGACGCGCGACGCCGUUUUUAUCGCGCGAAUAACAAUCGACGUCACGUUUCUCGUCAUAAUAAAAAAAAGCGAAACAGCGGUUUUUUUUUGUGUGCCGUACUACAGAGGCAGCAUCUAUCUUCAAACAACAUGACCAAUGAAACUAACAAUGUAGUAUUAAAAUGUAUAUGAAAGUAUAAAUUAUAUGUAUAUCUUAUGAAAGGCAUAUGUAUUUGGGUCGAAUACAUUAAUGUUAAGGAAUUAUACGAGUAUUAAAAGAGAAUAAUUUAAUUAAAAAAAAAUUAAUAACUCAGAAUAAGGUACGAGUGAAUGCUCGUGGUAAUUGUAGCAAUUAUUUAUUUAUGCUAUGCUUGUUUCCUGCUAGUUAUGGCAUGUUUGUAGCGCACGCUUUAAAGUUGUACCACAAGUUUGUAUCAUAAAUUGUGCACACAAACUUUCGGAACUUUUUCAUUUAUUCAUUCAUUCAUAUAAUCACGUCUAUAUCCCUUGCGGGCUAGACGGAGCCAGCAGUCUCGAAAGACUGAUAGGCCACGUUCAGCUGUUUGGUCUAGUCGAAGGGAUGAAUGAAAGCAGGUUGACUAAGCAAAUAUAGAAAGGGAGUGUGAAUGGGACUGUUGGAGUGGGAAGGCCUAGGCGAACGUACCUUGAACAAAUCGAAGACGUUCUGGCAAAAGGUCAGGUCAAGUGUACCCGAAACCAACAAGGUUACAUGUAGAGAGUCAUGAAUGUGUAUGAAGCGAAGGAAGUAUGCAGAGAGCGUGGCAAGUGGAAAGAUGUGGUGUCUGCCUACCCCUCCGGGAAAGAGGCAUGAUUUAUGUAUGUAUGGACAGUGGACAAUCGGGCAACACUGUUUCGCACUUCAUUCUUAAUAUUUAAAACCAUUUAACCAACGGUUUUAUAUAAACUAUAUAUACCUAACAAAAAUCAAUAAAAUAUAACAUUGUAUUGUUACGCUUGUAAUUUAGAAUAAAAUUAGAAAAUAAAUGUAGAUCCAUGUUUAUUGUAAAAAUAAUGUAAUGUACAUUUAAUAAUUGUGUUUUUUCGAUUUAAUAGGCUGGCGUUAGAUUGGCAUUAUGAAAGAGAAUGAAGGUACGAGUAAUUUAAUUGUUCAAAAAAUUUUUGUUAAUAUAGAACGACCUCCAGUCGAUACCCUCCUUUUUUGAAGUCGGUUAAAUUUCUAAAACCUUCUCCUAAAUAUAACAAACACUUUCCUGAAAACCCGCAUCUAAAUCAGUUCAGGAAAUCAGGAAAUCGAAUCAAUCUUUCACUUCUUUUUGCGAAUCUAACGCUGGAAUAUAAUUUAUCGAUGUUUAUGUUGUAUGUAUUGUUAUAAGUAUUUAAGUUAUGCUGUUAUGUAAAUUAUAAUAAAUGGUUAUAAACAUA